UUAUGUGAGAUCAUUGUUAGAUACGAAUUUCAACCAGAAUUUGAUAAAAGAAUUGAACAAGAAACUUUUAAAUAUUUGAAGAGAAAAUAUUCUGAAAAUUUUUACAAGACAGUUAAAAGACAAAAAGUUGAUUCAAAAGUUAUCAUUUUAACAGGUAGAAUUGGAGUUGGAAAGACUACAUUUGGAGAAAAAUUUGCAAAAUAUUUAGAAGAUAAAGAAUUAAAAAAAGAAGUAGAAAAGAUAAAUCGAUUAACUGGUUAUGAUUAUAUGAUUUUUGAUCGUACAUAUAUUGAUACUAAAGCAUUUACUUAUCAUAAUAUUAAAAAACAAGAUGUUUUAGAUUAUUUACAAGAGAGAAGGUUAGAAAUUGAUUUUAAAAAUAUUCACAAG
Scutellospora calospora is the source of this 390-nucleotide messenger RNA. The record is from the annotation of a GenBank genome assembly. NCBI's taxonomy places the organism in Eukaryota, Fungi, Glomeromycota, Glomeromycetes, Diversisporales, Gigasporaceae.